Messenger RNA from Protobothrops mucrosquamatus (brown spotted pit viper), 5164 nucleotides. RefSeq names its product disco interacting protein 2 homolog C (gene DIP2C). NCBI's taxonomy places the organism in Eukaryota, Metazoa, Chordata, Lepidosauria, Squamata, Viperidae. The coding region runs from base 1 to 4668 and encodes 1555 amino acids. The record is from RefSeq and is a predicted model, not a curated record. The transcript has 37 exons.
AUGGCGGAUCGCAGCUUGGAGAGCCUCUCUCUGCCGCUGGAAGUGAGAGCGCGGCUGGCCGAGCUGGAGCUGGAAUUGUCGGAAGGUGACAUUACACAGAAGGGUUAUGAAAAGAAGAGAUCAAAAUUAAUUGGGGCCUACUUGCCACAACCUCCAGGAGUGGAUCAAGCACUGCCACAAGAACGCCGAACACCAGUAACUCCAUCCUCUUCCUCUCGAUACCAUCGCCGCAGAUCCUCAGGGUCACGAGAUGAGCGUUAUCGGUCAGAUGUCCACACAGAAGCAGUCCAGGCAGCCCUUGCAAAACAUAAAGAACGGAAGAUGGCAGUACCUAUGCCAUCUAAGAGACGUUCUCUGGUGGUGCAAACAUCAAUGGAUGCUUACACCCCUCCAGAUACCUCCUCUGGUUCGGAAGAUGAAGGUUCUGUGCAGGGCGAUUCACAGGGAACGCCAACCUCAAGCCAAGGGAGUAUAAAUAUGGAGCACUGGAUCAGCCAAGCCAUCCAUGGCUCAACCACAUCUACCACUUCUUCAUCCUCAACACAAAGUGGUGGCAGUGGGGCUGCGCAUAGGCUAGCUGAUGUUAUGUCUCAAACGCAUAUAGAAAAUCAUUCGGCCCCUCCAGAUGUUACCACUUACACCUCCGAACACUCAAUACAAGUAGAAAGACCACAAGGUUCAACAUCAAGAGCGGCUCCAAAAUAUGGAAAUGCUGAACUUAUGGAAACUGGUGAUGGAGUUCCAGUAAGCAGCAGAGUAUCUGCAAAAAUUCAACAACUGGUCAAUACUCUAAAACGACCCAAGCGUCCACCAUUACGAGAGUUCUUUGUGGAUGACUUUGAAGAACUAUUAGAAGUUCAACAACCAGAUCCAAACCAACCAAAGCCAGAAGGAGCUCAGAUGUUGGCGAUGCGUGGGGAACAGCUGGGCGUGGUUACGAAUUGGCCUCCUUCACUUGAAGCAGCACUGCAACGAUGGGGAACAAUUUCUCCCAAAGCUCCUUGUUUAACCACUAUGGAUACCAAUGGAAAACCACUGUAUAUUCUCACUUACGGUAAACUUUGGACCCGUAGUAUGAAAGUUGCUUAUAAUAUACUGCAUAAAUUGGGCACAAAGCAGGAACCGAUGGUGCGGCCAGGAGACAGAGUAGCACUAGUUUUUCCCAAUAAUGAUCCUGCAGCUUUUAUGGUAGCAUUUUAUGGCUGCCUUCUUGCAGAAGUUGUUCCUGUUCCUAUUGAAGUGCCACUUACCAGAAAGGAUGCAGGUAGCCAACAGAUCGGCUUCUUGCUUGGAAGCUGUGGUGUUACUGUAGCCUUGACUAGUGAUGCAUGCCAUAAAGGGCUACCUAAAAGCCCUACAGGGGAGAUACCACAAUUUAAAGGCUGGCCAAAACUGCUGUGGUUUGUGACAGAAUCGAAACACCUUUCGAAACCUCCUCGAGAUUGGUUCCCCCACAUCAAAGAUGCAAACAAUGACACAGCUUACAUUGAGUACAAAACAUGUAAGGAUGGAAGUGUUCUUGGCGUGACAGUGACAAGGAUUGCAUUACUGACCCAUUGUCAAGCGCUCACCCAGGCAUGUGGAUACACAGAAGCUGAAACCAUUGUGAAUGUCCUGGAUUUCAAGAAAGAUGUGGGUUUAUGGCAUGGCAUCCUUACAAGUGUUAUGAACAUGAUGCAUGUGAUAAGCAUCCCUUAUUCCUUAAUGAAAGUGAACCCGCUUUCAUGGAUACAGAAGGUGUGCCAGUACAAAGCAAAAGUAGCUUGUGUAAAAUCCAGAGAUAUGCACUGGGCAUUAGUAGCACACAGAGAUCAACGUGAUAUCAACCUCUCUUCACUUAGAAUGUUGAUAGUGGCUGAUGGCGCUAAUCCAUGGUCUAUUUCUUCAUGCGAUGCAUUUCUUAAUGUGUUCCAAAGUAAAGGCCUAAGACAAGAAGUCAUCUGUCCUUGUGCUAGUUCACCAGAGGCUCUCACAGUGGCUAUUAGAAGGCCAACAGAUGACAGCAACCAGCCACCUGGAAGGGGAGUAUUAUCCAUGCACGGGCUUACUUAUGGAGUAAUCAGAGUGGAUUCUGAAGAAAAACUUUCUGUUCUAACAGUGCAAGAUGUUGGUUUGGUAAUGCCUGGAGCCAUAAUGUGUGCCGUAAAGCCAGAUGGAGUUCCUCAACUCUGCCGAACAGAUGAAGUUGGUGAACUCUGUGUAUGUGCUAUUGCAACAGGUACAUCUUACUAUGGACUCUCUGGAAUGACCAAAAAUACAUUUGAGGUGUUCCCUAUGACUACUUUAGGUGCCCCCAUAAGUGAAUAUCCCUUUAUAAGAACUGGGCUUCUUGGGUUCAUUGGCCCUGGAGGACUUGUUUUUGUGGUUGGUAAAAUGGAUGGUCUGAUGGUUGUCAGCGGGAGGAGACACAAUGCAGAUGACAUUGUAGCUACAGCAUUGGCAGUGGAACCCAUGAAGUUUGUCUACAGGGGAAGGAUAGCAGUGUUUUCAGUGAGUGUCCUUCAUGAUGAACGAAUAGUAAUUGUGGCUGAGCAGAGGCCGGAUUCUACAGAAGAAGACAGCUUUCAGUGGAUGAGCAGAGUCCUGCAGGCUAUAGACAGUAUUCAUCAAGUAGGAGUUUACUGCCUAGCCUUGGUACCAGCAAACACACUCCCAAAGACUCCUCUGGGUGGAAUCCACUUGUCAGAAACAAAACAGCUCUUCCUUGAAGGAGCAUUGCAUCCCUGUAAUGUACUGAUGUGUCCACACACCUGUGUAACAAACCUGCCUAAACCAAGACAGAAACAACCAGAAAUUGGUCCUGCCUCUGUGAUGGUGGGGAAUCUGGUCUCUGGAAAAAGGAUUGCACAGGCAAGCGGCAGAGAUUUGGGACAAAUAGAAGAUAAUGAUCAAGCUAGAAAGUUCUUAUUCCUCUCAGAAGUCUUACAGUGGAGGGCACAGACAACUCCUGACCAUGUACUUUAUACACUACUAAACUGUAGGGGGACAAUUGCAAACUCUCUCACCUGUGUCCAGCUACAUAAACGAGCUGAAAAGAUAUCAGUAAUGUUGAUGGAAAGGGGUCAUUUGCAAGAUGGUGAUCAUGUUGCUUUAGUCUACCCACCAGGCAUAGAUCUGAUUGCUGCAUUUUAUGGAUGUUUAUAUGCUGGCUGUGUGCCAAUAACAGUUCGGCCUCCCCAUCCACAAAACAUUGCAACAACCUUACCCACAGUGAAGAUGAUUGUGGAGGUGAGUCGCUCUGCUUGUUUAAUGACAACACAAUUAAUAUGUAAAUUAUUACGGUCCCGGGAGGCAGCAGCAGCAGUCGAUGUCAGAACAUGGCCACCUAUAUUAGACACAGAUGAUUUGCCAAAGAAACGGCCUCCUCAGAUCUUCAAACCUUCUAAUCCUGACAUGCUAGCUUAUCUCGAUUUCAGUGUAUCUACAACUGGAAUGUUAGCAGGGGUGAAGAUGUCUCAUGCAGCCACUAGUGCCUUUUGUCGUUCUAUUAAGCUGCAGUGUGAACUCUAUCCUUCUAGAGAAGUUGCAAUUUGUUUGGAUCCCUACUGUGGACUGGGAUUUGUCCUUUGGUGCCUCUGUAGCGUUUAUUCAGGACACCAGUCUAUUUUAAUUCCUCCCUCAGAAUUGGAAACUACACCUGCUCUAUGGCUUCUGGCUGUGAGCCAGUACAAAGUAAGAGAUACCUUUUGUUCCUACUCAGUUAUGGAGCUUUGCACCAAGGGCCUCGGUUCACAAACAGAAUCUUUGAAGGCAAGAGGGCUGGACCUGUCAAGGGUGCGGACAUGUGUGGUUGUGGCAGAAGAACGACCCCGAAUAGCUCUGACACAAUCUUUUUCAAAGCUUUUUAAAGAUCUGGGCCUCCAUCCCAGGGCUGUCAGCACAUCCUUUGGCUGCAGAGUUAACCUGGCAAUAUGUUUGCAGGGAACAUCUGGGCCAGACCCAACCACUGUGUAUGUUGACAUGAGGGCUCUCAGACAUGACAGAGUGCGUUUAGUAGAAAGAGGAUCUCCCCAUAGUUUGCCUCUCAUGGAAUCAGGAAAGAUCCUCCCUGGAGUUCGUAUCAUUAUUGCUAAUCCAGAAACAAAGGGCCCUCUUGGCGACUCUCAUCUUGGAGAAAUAUGGGUUCAUAGUGCUCACAAUGCCAGUGGAUAUUUUACAAUCUAUGGCGAUGAAUCCCUACAAUCAGAUCAUUUUAACUCAAGACUGAGUUUUGGAGACACACAAACUAUCUGGGCACGAACUGGCUACCUGGGAUUCUUGAGGAGAACAGAACUUACAGAUGCAAAUGGGGAACGACACGAUGCACUUUACGUAGUAGGUGCGUUAGAUGAAGCCAUGGAAUUGCGAGGAAUGCGGUAUCAUCCCAUAGAUAUAGAGACAUCAGUAAUUAGAGCACACAAAAGCAUUACGGAAUGCGCGGUGUUUACCUGGACAAAUUUGUUGGUCGUUGUCGUUGAACUGGAUGGAUCAGAGCAAGAAGCCUUAGACCUGGUUCCCUUGGUCACCAACGUGGUCCUGGAGGAACACUAUCUGAUUGUUGGGGUUGUGGUGGUGGUGGACGUUGGAGUCAUCCCUAUCAACUCCCGUGGAGAGAAGCAGCGAAUGCACCUACGAGAUGGAUUUUUGGCAGACCAGUUAGAUCCGAUCUAUGUGGCCUAUAAUAUGUAAUCUUAUAUCUUUAAGGUUUCCCAUGGACUGGACUCUAAUGUAUAAAACACUUUUUUAUGUACACUAAACAAUGUACAAGUAACGGUCUUCAGAACGGAACUAUUUCUCUUAGACUUAUUGAAGCACCCAUUAUUGGCAGGACAUAAAAAAUGUGAAAUGUGUUUCUUUUACCACUACAUUUUAGCACAGAAGGACUUUGGGGUACUGCCUUCAGUUUGUUGGAAAGCCCAUUACUAGACUUUUUAAAAUAAGAUUAUUUUUUGCUUAUUGGGAUGAAUACUGCUUUCUAAGUAAUAGGCUUUGUAUCUUACGUUAAACUGAACUAGCUAUUUUUUUUAAAUCUUCCCCCACCUAGCCAUUCACCCACACACGGAUAUUUUUGAACAGCUCAUGAUAUGAUUGAAUUGUUUUGGUUUGCUUCUUUUUUAAAAUGUCUGUAUAAAAACAAAGUUUUCUCACUAUGGAUCCAUUACUAAUUUUAAGCCAUUUUCUAUUC